AUGGCAGAAUCCUCGAGUGAAAUACCUUGCGAAGGCCAUCGAGACCUCGCAGACCAAGCAGAAACGUUAUCGAGAGGACUCAACCAACUGCGUCACGGCUGUGGUCAUGAAAGUACCUCUACAGGCAUCGCAAGUGUCGCGUUGGAGCUCAUGCUCCUUGCCACCGAGCUCAGGACCCUCGAUAGCGCGGUUAGUGCGAAUAAGGAGCAGUAUACCAAAGCGUUUGAUGAAGACUUGGAUGAGAUACGCACUCACCUGGCUGGGAUCUUCGAAGACAUAGCAGACUGCUGCAGUGAAAUGCACAAGGCGGAUGGGCCAAAACAGAGUACUGUUGGUUGGUUGCAGAAGAAGCGAUACGUGAGCAAGGUACAAAAGCACCUGGAGGCCAACAAGACCGCACUCGUUGUCAUGCGGAUGGUCCUUCACCAUGGCAAAUCGUACGGCACACAAAACUCACCUGACCGUCUGGCCGAAUCGUCGCCUCAUAUUCUGCAAGAGGAUCGGGCCAUACUCGAAUCCGUCUUUGCGAGCAGAAAAGCGAUAUCAGAACUGCACAGAUUUACGAACAAAUCACAUGAACAUAGCACAUCUAGUUCAUCAGCAGCAACAACAGACCCUGUGCCGUCCUUCAAGCCUGGUGCCCAUGGACGGAACUUGUCCUCGGCUACAGGAGUUGACACCCCCCUUGUUGAAGACGUCCUUCCUGCUAGCAACUAUAUCCGAAGGAUCGAAAGUGACGAUUCCCUGAGGAGUCGUCUCUCCAACCGUGGAGUGCGGCUUGCAGUUCACAGCUCGAUCCUAGGCUCCAAUGCCCAAGAGGUCCCAAUGUCGUUGAAAAAGAGAUGGUUCUACCAAGAUGGAGUGAGAAAUGUUGUUGAUCGAGUCUUUGUGCAAGAUCGAUCAAGUGCGCAGCUGAGCAGGAUCUCCGAAGUGAAUUCGAACAUGAGUCCUGGAAAUUUUGCGGAGGAACCUUCUCUUCAGCGAAGUGUAAGCACACCAGACAAGUUGAAUGAGCCAGCAUUGGAGAACUCUGGGGUGGGAAAGAAGGAACUCCAUGUCGGAACAUCGAAGGCCAAAAAGCGAAGUCUUACUCUUAUGGAGUCACCUGUUGGCAGGACACUAGGCAGGGUGAUUACACGAUUGUCCCACAUCACCAUCAACAGCGACCGGAAAACCGAAACAGCAAACGUCGAGGUUGACAAAGAAAAGAACACAGAUGAAGAGAAUGAGAAUGGGGACAGAUCUGGCUGGUCCUACCGUUUUUCCAAGCCAUUCCUUAAGCCGGAGCUGACGACACCCGACUUCAACAGAGACGUCGAGAACAUGGCUUUGCGUUAG
This is a messenger RNA of Capronia epimyces CBS 606.96, 1338 nucleotides long. RefSeq lists its product as uncharacterized. The record is from RefSeq and is a predicted model, not a curated record. NCBI's taxonomy places the organism in Eukaryota, Fungi, Ascomycota, Eurotiomycetes, Chaetothyriales, Herpotrichiellaceae. The transcript has 2 exons. Bases 1 to 1338 code for a protein of 445 amino acids.